AUGCAAUUACAAUUGUUUAUUCGAGCUCUCCUGCUUUGCUUAUUUCCAUUAGCCGUGAAUGGCUUUUAUUAUUAUAGUAAUGGAGGGGAAAGUAAGUGUUUCAAUAAGGAACUAUCCAAAGACGCGAUUUUAAGAACAUCAUACUCAGUCCAAAUUUUUGAUUCCCAAGCUAAUGAUUAUAUUGAUCCUGCUUCAAACCAAGUAAAUGUGGUAGUCGACGUUUUAGAAGUAUUUGAUGAUAAUCAUCGUGUUGUGCAUCAAACUAGAGGUUCAAGUGGUGAAUUCACAUUUAAUGCCAUUGAAUCUGGUGAGCAUUUGAUUUGCUUGCAGCCUCGGAUGUCUGGUUGGUUAGCAAGAAGUAAGACUAAGGUUAACGUUGAGUUUCAAGUUGGAUCUGGGUCUGAAAUUGAUUCUAAGAAAAAAGAAGCUAUGCAAGUUUUACAUCAAAGGGUUAUAGACUUGAUUGAUAAAGCUAUGAGUAUAAGAGGUGAACAGACAUUAGUCAGAGAACGUGAGGCUCAGUUUAGAGAUACUUCAGAGCGUACCAACUCUUCAGCGAUGUGGUGGGCUAUUAUAACACUAAUUGUUAUGGGUGGUGUAAGUUUCUGGCAGUUGCAUCAUCUGCGUUCAUUCUUUGUUAAACAAAAGGUUUUGUAA
Molecule: messenger RNA, 657 nt
Organism: Eremothecium sinecaudum
Lineage: Eukaryota; Fungi; Ascomycota; Saccharomycetes; Saccharomycetales; Saccharomycetaceae
Product: emp24/gp25L/p24 family protein
Exons: 1
Coding region: 1-657 (218 amino acids)
Biological process (GO): intracellular protein transport; Golgi organization; endoplasmic reticulum to Golgi vesicle-mediated transport
Cellular component (GO): COPII-coated ER to Golgi transport vesicle; endoplasmic reticulum-Golgi intermediate compartment; endoplasmic reticulum
Source: RefSeq, a predicted model, not a curated record